AUGGCUGCAGAGUUCAUGAUGGGAGAUAUUAAGGAUAUUAGAGAUCAAACCAUUAUAUUUUCAGGGUUGGAUUGUUGUAAUCCCAGUUCUAAUCCUAGUUCUCAUCCUAGUUCUAAUCCAAUUUCUAAUCCCAGUUCUAAUCCCAGUUCUAAUCCCAGUUCUAGUCCCAGUUCUAAUCCCAUUUCUAAUCCUAGUUCUAAUCUUAGUUCUAAUCCUAGUUCUUUCUAUUCUAAUCCCAGUUCUACUCCCAGUUCUAAUCCCAGUUCUAGUCCCAGUUCUAAUCCCAUUUCUAAUCCUAGUUCUAAUCCUAGUUCU
Eurytemora carolleeae is the source of this 315-nucleotide messenger RNA. RefSeq names its product circumsporozoite protein-like. The record is from RefSeq and is a predicted model, not a curated record. The transcript is spliced from 4 exons. NCBI's taxonomy places the organism in Eukaryota, Metazoa, Arthropoda, Copepoda, Calanoida, Temoridae. The annotation marks the transcript as partial.